AUGCCCGGUAUCACAUCAACAACAGAGACGUCGGCUGUUCCAGCAGGGAUCUGGUGCCCCGUGGUCUCCCUGUACAAAGAUACGCCUCGACAAGAGGUAGAUCUUGAGGCAUCUUACAGGUACUUCAAGCACCUGAUUCGCGGCGGCGUCAAUGGUCUUGUUUUGCAAGGCUCAACGGCGGAGGCUGCGCUCCUUUCCAGAGAAGAGCGAAUCGACAUUACGCGGACAGCACGAAAAGCGGCGACAGAUCUAGGCGUACCAGACUUCCCACUGGCUACUGGCAUCAGCGGCCAAUCGACGAACGAGACUCUGAGACUUGCGGACGAUGCAGCUGCCGCCGGAGCUGAUUUUGGGUUGCUUCUGCCUCCCAGCUACUGGCCAAAAGCGAUCACGAAUGAUGCUUUGAUCGACUUUUACCGAGAAGUCGCGGAUCAUAGCAAGAUCGCCAUCAUUGCGUACAAUUUCCCAGGCGUAACGUCGGGCGUCGACUUGGGCGUCGACGUCCUCUCCCAGAUCGCGGAACAUCCCAACAUCGUGGGCACCAAGCUCACGUGUGCAAACGCUGGCAAGGUCACAUCCCUGACAGCAAAGUUCUCACCCUCACAAUUCAGCGUCUUUGCUGGUCAAUCAGACUGGCUACUCCCAUGCUUGAUUGGAGGCGGUGUUGGAUGCGUGACUGGAAUUGGCAACGUCUUCCCAAAGUCCGUCUCGAAGCUGUACUCGCUAUGGCAGCAAGGCGAGAUUGACGAGGCCAAGAAGCAUCAAGGCCAAGUAGCACUGGCGGAAGCGGCCUGUAAGAAAGGCCUGGCCGCGACCAAGUAUGGAACAUCGUACUUCGCGGGACCAAUUGCGGGACUCUCGAACUCUGCCUCAUUCCAUCCCCGCAAGCCGUACAAAGAAGCAUCGAAAAGUCUCCAGGAGUCAACUAUCUCGACCAUGCAGCACUUGGCCGAGCUCGAGAGGUCAUUG
This is a messenger RNA of Zasmidium cellare ATCC 36951, 969 nucleotides long. RefSeq lists its product as uncharacterized. The annotation marks the transcript as partial. The transcript has 2 exons. The record is from RefSeq and is a predicted model, not a curated record. Gene Ontology annotation, molecular function: 4-hydroxy-tetrahydrodipicolinate synthase activity. Lineage: Eukaryota; Fungi; Ascomycota; Dothideomycetes; Mycosphaerellales; Mycosphaerellaceae.